Molecule: messenger RNA, 833 nt
Organism: Drosophila arizonae
Lineage: Eukaryota; Metazoa; Arthropoda; Insecta; Diptera; Drosophilidae
Source: RefSeq, a predicted model, not a curated record
AUAUACUUUUUUGGAGAUACCAAAUUUUGUAUCGACGCUGCUUAGCAAUUUGAAAUUAAUUUUUGUCGCACAAGCAUUUACAUUCAAAAUUACGUAUUGAAUUCUCUGGCUAGCACCAUGCUCCGUCAGAUAAUGGCCGCAUCGCGUGUCCUACUUAAUCGCAUAAGCGAUAUUAAUUACUAUAUUCUUGUUCUAUUUUUGCUGAAGUUGUUGUGCACAAUUAUUUAUAUGGACUAUUGUUAUGUUUACUAUGGAUACGAUCUGCUUUAUUGGCUGGAUGGGAUGAGCCAAAAUCCUAUAGCGUAUAUAUUUUCAUACAUUGUCCUCACUGUGGGCGUUCAUGUUGUGAUGUCAUGCGUGGAGGUCACCAUACUCUCCAGAUUGAUCAGACGCAACAGGAGCCGCUAUAAUAAGCCGCGUCAAUAUUUUGAGGAGCGAUAUAGGCGAUUUGUACUGAUGCGUCUGGUGCACCAGCUGGAGAAAGCAUUGCAAAUGCAGAAACGUUUUUCAGAGCAAUCGAAUCAACCGCAUGACAUGGCUAUACUUGAGAAUUUGCAUUUAUCCCAUCAGCAAAUUCAUCAAGCUGUUAACGAUUUUCGCACCUCUGUGGCUAUAUUAUUGUGGCCCAAUCGUGCUGAUCUACAAAUGGAUCCAUUUAUACUCUAUCACAUCGAUGAGGGUCAGUUGAGUGAUCUUAAGCGUCACGGCUACAGCCUAAGGCGUCCCGAAAUGAAAGAUAUUCGGACUGAGAAUCUGAGGAGCUUGCUAAAUCCACCAGGAUAUUAAACAAUAGCAAAACUAUAUUUGUAUAUCAAUGAUUUUGGCUCUAAUAG